AUGGCAUCUUUCCUUCUUCUGCAAGUCAAUGCCAGCCUGUCUUUACCUUUACAACUUCAUUCUCCCUCCUUGGUUCUUCUCCAACACAACUUUCUGCCUCCUGUGUCUUUGGAGAAGUGGUUCUGUCUACUUGCCUUUCAUCUUUGCCCAUGGAGUCCCCUAUGUCCUUUAAGGGCCAAAGUCAUGAAGGGUUCCUUGAUCAGUUUUGUCAAAUACUGUCAGUGGGAUGCCAAGGAGGGAGGUGAGAGUUGUUGCCACCGACAUUGUUUAGAAUCACCAUCUCGUAGUGAUAAUAAAAAGCAUACAGGGACUUCCCUGGUGGUCCAGUAG
Rangifer tarandus platyrhynchus (Svalbard reindeer) is the source of this 330-nucleotide messenger RNA. The record is from the annotation of a GenBank genome assembly. NCBI's taxonomy places the organism in Eukaryota, Metazoa, Chordata, Mammalia, Artiodactyla, Cervidae.